This is a messenger RNA of Geodia barretti, 801 nucleotides long. NCBI's taxonomy places the organism in Eukaryota, Metazoa, Porifera, Demospongiae, Tetractinellida, Geodiidae. The record is from the annotation of a GenBank genome assembly.
AUGACGACGCGGCUGGACUCGUGGCUGGCACUGACCGAGGAGGAUCCCAUUGAGCCGGAUAUGCCCAUCCUUGAUCCGCACCAUCACUUCUGGGAGCGCCCCGACAAUGUAUAUCUGCUGGAAAACCUUCUGGGGGACGCGAGGUCGGGCCACCGGGUGAACCAGACCGUGUUCGUGGAGUGCCACUCCCAGUACCGCACCGACGGGCCGGUGGAGAUGCGGUCGGUGGGCGAGGUGGAGUUCGUCGAGGGAAUCGCCGCCGCCAACGUUGCUGCGGGCAACGAGAUUGCCGUGGCCGCCGCGAUAGUGGGCAACGGGGACCUGAUGCUGGGCUACGGAGUGGAGCCGGUACUGGAGGCGCUGAACGAGGCGGGCAAGGGGCGGUUCCGUGGGAUACGGUGCACCGCUGCGUGGGACGCCAGCCCGGAGAUCAACGUGGCGCGAGCUAACUCGGCGGGGAUGCUGGCGGACGCCAACUUCCGCCUGGGGCUGGCCUGCCUGGAGCGGAUGGGGCUCACGUUCGACUGCAUCGUGUACCACCCGCAGUUGCCGGAGGUGGCGGACAUGGCGCGAGCGUUCCCCGACCUGACCAUCAUUCUGAACCACGUGGGACGGCCGCUGGGCAUCGGGCCGUACGCCGGGCGGCGCGAGGAACUGAUGCCGGAGUGGCGCGCGGGCAUCGAUGCGGUGGCCGAGUGUCCGAACGUGGUGAUGAAGGUUGGGGGAAUGGGCAACCCGAUCAGCGGCUCGAAAGGGCACACGCGUCCGUUCCCGCGGGAUCGCGAGAAAUUGCCGCCUCGG